UCGAGUUUAGCAGCCAUCUCCAUCUCCAAGUUCUCUAGUUGAGAACUUUGCCUCCUUUUGUCAUCUCUGACAUUGCAGGAUGCUGUGUGUCGUAGCCAGAAGCUAUUCAAGUUCCCCCUGCCACUUGGCACUUUUCAUGUGGGCGGGGCUCAUGGGACUGGAGCGGGUGAGCAUGCGCACAUUAAAACGUGGACCCCACGUAAAAUUCACACGAGAGCUAAGAUCUAGGAAGAAGCGCCAAUCCUUGAAUCAUGUCCAUCGGGAUUCCAAUCAAGUUGCUGCACGAGGCAGAGGGCCACAUAGUGACUCUGGAGACGACGGCUGGAGAGGUGUAUCGUGGAAAGCUGGUCGAGGCGGAAGACAACAUGAACGUCCAGCUACAAAACAUUCAGGUCACCGCCCGCGACGGCCGCGUAACCCAGAGCGAGCAAGUCUUUAUCCGUGGGAGCAUGAUCCGUUUCCUCAUUCUGCCGGACAUGCUCAAGAACGCUCCAAUGUUCAAGCCAAGGCCCACGGGGAGUCGCGGGAUGGCUGCUGGAGGCGGCAAAUCUGCCCUUCUCCGAGCAAAAGCUGGCACAGGGGGUCGAGGAGGGUUCAGAGGAGGGUUUGGUGGCCCUGCUGGAGGCAGAGGAGGCUUUGGAGGCCGUCGCUAGCAUAGUUAUACUUGUCAGUGGGACAUUUUUGUUGCACCUUUUUCAAGCAUGCAUGCCUGUUAUUGUACUAUCAGCACGCUGGGGAAAAUGUGUCUGGAAUUUUGCACGUUUUGGCGGUAUCCCAUCAAAACAUUCCGCAAUAA
Messenger RNA from Geodia barretti, 796 nucleotides. The record is from the annotation of a GenBank genome assembly. NCBI's taxonomy places the organism in Eukaryota, Metazoa, Porifera, Demospongiae, Tetractinellida, Geodiidae.